Siniperca chuatsi (mandarin fish) is the source of this 877-nucleotide messenger RNA. Its product is annotated as zinc finger and SCAN domain-containing protein 2-like. Lineage: Eukaryota; Metazoa; Chordata; Actinopteri; Centrarchiformes; Sinipercidae. The transcript is spliced from 3 exons. Gene Ontology annotation, cellular component: nucleus. The record is from RefSeq and is a predicted model, not a curated record. The coding region runs from base 1 to 828 and encodes 275 amino acids.
AUGUGGUUCUGCCUGUCAGGAAGUUCAGGAUCCAAUCACAGAGGGCGGUUUGGUCUGUAUGCAACACCCAAAGUGGGUCCAGUGAGUCAGGGAGGAGGUGAUGAAGGUUUUGACUAUCCGCUCGAAGCACUUCACGAUGGCGGAGAGCAGGUCUGUCCGCUUCACUUCUUCUCUCGCUGCUCUCGCGCUGUUUAUACUGACGUCACACCCGCCGCCAGCGCAGCGGGAGGGCGGCCGUAUUCUCAGCUUUACGUGUGUCCUGCAGACGUCCAGCAGCUGUCGCUGAGGAAAGAAGAGGUUCCCCCUGAGCAGCAGGAGUGGAGCCCCAGUCUGGACCAGGACCCAGAGCCCCCACACAUUAAAGAGGAGCAGGAGGAGCUCUGGACCAGUCAGGAGGGAGAGCAGCUUCAAGGGCUGGAGGAGGCCGAUAUCACCAAGUUCCCAUUCGCUCCUGUCCCUGUGAAGAGUGAAGAAGAUGAAGAGAAACCUCAGUCCUCACAGCUUCAUCAAAGCCAAACUGAACAGAUGGAAACAGGAGCUGAUGGAGAGGACUGUGGAGGACCAGGACCAGCCAGGAACUCGGAUCCAGAUACACAUUUACAACCUGAGACUGAAAACGGUGAUGACGGUUGGAAGGAGACGAGAUACCCUCCGUCAGGUUUAAACUCUUUGAACAAUAAUAACGUACCAGCAAGUGAAAAGAGUUGUAAUAAAGGCGGGAAAUCGCUCAGCUGCUCUGAGUGUGGCAGAAGAUUUGGCCGCAAGACAAAUCUGAAGAGACACAUGAGGAUUCACACAGGAGAGAAACCGUUCAGCUGCUCCGUCUGACAGCGGGAGCUGCUGGCCGCUGUUUUCCAGCCUCAGCUUCGGCUGCACG